Penicillium taxi is the source of this 3363-nucleotide messenger RNA. Its product is annotated as dDENN domain protein. Gene Ontology annotation, biological process: regulation of Rab protein signal transduction. NCBI's taxonomy places the organism in Eukaryota, Fungi, Ascomycota, Eurotiomycetes, Eurotiales, Aspergillaceae. The record is from RefSeq and is a predicted model, not a curated record. Gene Ontology annotation, cellular component: cytoplasmic vesicle. The coding region runs from base 1 to 3363 and encodes 1120 amino acids. The transcript has 3 exons.
AUGCCUUCUUCCAGCGCCACGGCCUCUUCGGAGGGGGCCCCUCUAGCAGAUUACUUCUGGAUAGCUGGUGUCGACGGUUCAGAGGUCUUCGAAACUUACAAGCGACUGGGAGACGAUUAUCGCAUAAUAAACAACGCCAACAACAUUCCCGGUCCGGCACUCGCAGACGCCAUUCAAGAGGAUGCCGAUGCCGAGGAGGAACACGACAUGUUAGACGGCCGCCCCGGCUCAACGAUCAUAAAAGGUCCCACUCGGCGCGCGUCCUCGCAGAGACUAUCCACUCAAUCCAAAGACUCGGAUCGAACCAACGGCGGCAAUAACAGCAACCGAAGCAGUGUCACCGUUAAAGGAGGCGCGUCUUCCCCACUUCGAAGCUCCGCUUUGUUCUCGGAGGAUUUCGAUUUCGACUCAGCCUUGCUAAAGUUCUCUUCGGAGAGAGAGGUCUUUUUGACGGAUUUGAAUGUUAGCGCAGGCGUCGUUACUCCGACUUCGCGCCCGCGAUCUCGCGUGCGCACUCAGAAGAUUGUUGCCGAGGAUGCGCCGUCGCAAGGCUCUGGCCUCCUUAGAUCUGGUAUCGGGAGUGUACGACGACACAUGGCUUUUAGAGAUAUGAACAGUAUGAAGCGACAGCCUUCAAUUGCCCGCCAAUCUUCUGUGCGAACUUCGCGACGAUUGAGUAACUACAACUCGGUGAUUCCAGUUCCGCAACCCCUCGAAAUUUCCCCUACGAUGCAUCCGUUGAAGCGCCGAUUUGAACCCGUUUUGCUCGACCGAUACCCUACCAGAGGCAUGACCGAUGAGUUGAAACAGCGCGGCAAAUUUCCCGAUUACAUUCCUAUGUUUGCAUUCCCGAACGAUAUCAACAUCGUAUCCUCCGAUGAACGGCCGCGAUCUACCUGGCACGGGUUUGCCAUGACCACCGAGAACGGUAACAAGCUACAUGCAAUAUGCGUGAUCAUCUGGAUUCCUCUGAAUCACCAAGCAGCGGAUGAACUCGAAAGGCGUUGCGAAGAAUGGCGACGGGAUAAUAUGACGGACGAGGAGCGCGAGUUGGCAGCGAGUCUGGGCGAGAGACUGGCAUCUGAGCGGGCUAAGCUGUCACAACUGCUUGCCCAAUUACCGAAUGUAGUGUCUGGAUCGGAAUCCCGUGAAAGGCUCGAGGAUGAGAUUAGUGCGGUGGAAGAGAAAAUUGGGCUUAUGACCGAUCUUUUGCGUCCUGUUCGUCAUGGUGCAGCAUCAAAGAUCGAGGGUCUGACGGACGGUGAUACUGGAUUUUGGAUUCCCCGCGCGUACGGUAUCCUUGGCCGGGAGAGCACAAUGACCAGCUUCUGGAAGGAGUGGUUGAAAGCCAUCGUUGUGCCCAUGACAGAGGGUAUUCAACAUGUACCAGCUCCCUCAACACGAAUGGGUGUCUGGCAACCGUUGGAGCGCUAUGUGAUGAAUCUUUGCACUGAGGCGUUCUGUCCGGUGUCCUCCAAAACACAAGUCGAGCUCGCAAUUCGAGAGUUGCGGUUAUUUGCUCGACAGGAAGCAACUAAUGAGCUUCCAGGAUCGCGCAAUACCGAUCUAUAUGCGUUGUUCCGAACCCUUUCAGUCCCUAACAUCGUCAUUCUCUUUGAGUAUGCCUUGACAGAUUCACGCAUCAUCUUCCUGUCCUCCCACACCUCCAUGCUCUACCUCGCGACCAGAGCCUUGGUAGAUCUUUUGUUCCCAAUCCAAUGGACGGGCGUGCUGAUUCCAGUUCUUCCUGCCCGUUUGAUUCAGGCUCUCGAAGCACCCUGCCCAUACAUCGUAGGAAUUGAGCGUCGAUAUGAAAAGGUUGAGCUUCCGACCGACGACUUUGUUCUCGUGGAUCUGGAUUGUGACAUGAUUGAGAGCACAAUCCGCCCAACUUCACUUCCUCGUCACCAGCGCAGGAAGCUAUUGUCGCUUUUGCAAUUGGCUGCUCCUCACCACACCCGUUGCGGCGUCCCAACCGGCCCUCCUGCCUACGCGAUUGAGACUUAUCCGUGGGACAUGUUCAUGUCGGAAAGUUCAGCGACAUACACAUCGAAAGCACAGGCAACCAAUCUUGCCAAGUAUGUGGGUAUCAAUUCCGGCGCAUUCGGCUCCAGUGCCGUACCUCCCAAUUCCUGCCAACCACCUAUAUUCAACGCUUUCUUGCAUGCGCGUCAAGAGCAUGGCUCCUCGCGUGGAUAUUCAUCCAAGGGCAAUGACCGAUUUGGCAACGGCUCGCCUAGGAUGACUGGCUCUCCCCCUUCUCCAAGGGAGAUCUCUCCUUCUUCCAGUCACUUCCCUCCGCCGCCACCUACACCUCCGUCGCGGAAUGACUCCGGUAUGGCACUGCAGGCCACAUUGCGUGAGAAGCGUUCAGGUCAUUUUGACGCGGCAUCGCGCAGAAGUUCAUCCUUUGGAAUUGGUGGUCGCCGUCCCAGCGCGCCAUUCCUUGGACACGCAUCCAACCUGUCCGUUAGCACUAUGAACAACAAUGAAUUCGGCCAGGGCUCAACUUAUGCCCCAUCUGUCUACGCCCAAUCCACCAUUGCUGCUUCCACGAUUGUCCCCCAGGGUUUUGUACAGCCAGUCAGCAAUGCGGAGGGAACUUGCUGGGUCGAGGGUCACUACUUCCAGACUCAAGCGUGGGAUGAGAAGUUGGUAUGUAGUAUCUGUGACGAGCAAGCAGAGGAUAAUAUGCUCAAGUGUACCGCGUGCAAGUUGAUCGUUCACAACCGUUGUGCUUCGCAGGUCUGCUUAGUCUGUGAAGCUGCCUUCCACCCUGAUCAAGUCCGUGCAGCAUUUGUUCGAUGCUUUGCCAGCUUGUUCUACACGUACAAGAAGUUCCUCACACCAGCCAGUGGUGACAAGAAGAAGGCGGGGCUAUAUUACAGCUUCAACAUGGACGCCUUCCUUAAGAGCCUGCCAAGUGAGCAUGCUGAAUACAUGACCGUUUUGCAACAGACACAGGGAUUCAAUGAAUUCAUCAGUGACCGAGAGAGAACCAACCCGAAGACCAAAGAUUCGAAAAUGGCUCUCUUCGAUGAGAUCGUUCUCUCCAAGCGUAAUCGUGGCCGUGCAUCGAUCUUCUCCGGUCGUAUGACCACCACCUUUCUGUCAGACACUUCAAGUCAUCUUUGGCGCACUGCAAAUGCCACGUUCUUCGUGCCAGGCAGUCGCAGUCAGAAUAAUAUCCCUAGUGACUUCAGUCGCAUCGCCGCAAGAGCUCCUUCUAAAUUGGACUCCAGUCUCAUGUCAGAACCCCGCAUGAUCCACGGGGCUCCUCGAGUUUCCAAGACGGCAAAUAACGCCCGUAGAAAGCCACUACCCAAGCUGAUGGGGGGCCUGGCGAUAUCUCCACCAAGCUAA